This is a messenger RNA of Blepharisma stoltei, 471 nucleotides long. Lineage: Eukaryota; Ciliophora; Heterotrichea; Heterotrichida; Blepharismidae. The record is from the annotation of a GenBank genome assembly.
AUGAAAUUUGCGGUCGAAAAAGAGACACUUGCGAAAGUAUUCAUCCCUAGUGUGUUUACUAACAUGCCUUCACUACUUGUACCCCAAGCAAACGAUCAGGCAUGGCCUCUGUGUUUAAACCUCCCCAGGAUUUUCUCGAACGAGCUCAGUACUUCAAGUCAAGAAGAAAAUAAUGAAGUCAAAGAGUCGGCUCAGGAAGAUGCUUCAGAGAAUCAAAAUAGUUCCCGUACAGUUCCUAUAUGUACCCAUUAUGACAAAAAGCACUAUGCGAAAAACAUGUGCAACAAUUGCUAUCAUAGGUUCGGCAGAGACAAACUGGCUUGGAAUUGCCCUCAUAAAGAUAGACAGCAUUAUGCGAAGGGCAAGUGCCAAUUGUGCUACUUGCAAAAUUACCAUAGAUCUAAGGUCUUUGGGAAGAGAAGAAAGAGAAGAAACACGAAAACUCAAGCUGAAGUCCAGAUUAAGCAAUAA